AUGCUGAUCACCUGGCUGGCUAUGGUUCCCUGUGUAUUACUUUCCAUCGUCGCGGUGCACUCAAAAUCGGUGGUUAAAAACGAUAGCACUAUCACGGUCACCUCUUUCACUAAAUGUCACGUUAAAUCACGUCGGGGUUACCAGUUUGAGGUGAGCAGCAAUCAGUACAUGUUAACAACAAAAUUAUGUACCAUAUCGUCGUUCACUGCUAUGGGUAUUUGGGGUCUUACAAAAAAGAGAGGUGACAACGAAGCAAUCAUAACUACAAAAGAAGUUCUAAUAGCAAAAGCCGAUGCAUUAUACGAGCAAGAACAAUACCAGGAAAUACAUGACCUUCUAAUAAAUUAUAAAGAUAGCGGUGAUAUUGAAAUUAUAUGGCGUUUGUGUAGAGCAAUGUAUAAAUUGUCUAAAAUUGUGAGUGAAGUGGAUGGAAAGAAAUUAAUUUUCGAAGCUUAUGAUUUAAUACUUGAAGCACUUGAGAUAAAAGAGGAUAAUUGGGCUGCACACAAAUGGGCAUCGAUUCUUCUUAAUUCUAAGACUCUUUAUGAAGGAGUAAAAGCACAAAUAAAAGAGUCAUAUAAUAUUAAGAAAUAUAUGCAGGUAUAUUUCAUGAUAAUAUAUUAA
Molecule: messenger RNA, 624 nt
Organism: Bombus huntii
Lineage: Eukaryota; Metazoa; Arthropoda; Insecta; Hymenoptera; Apidae
Product: regulator of microtubule dynamics protein 1-like
Exons: 3
Coding region: 1-624 (207 amino acids)
Cellular component (GO): mitotic spindle pole; spindle microtubule; cytoplasm
Molecular function (GO): microtubule binding
Source: RefSeq, a predicted model, not a curated record